GGACCGCCCGGAGAAGUAGGACCGCCCGGCUUGACCGGUCCCCAGGGUCUACCUGGGCCCACAGGCCCUAUAGGUUCAAUGGGCGACAUAGGGCCUCCUGGACCUCCAGGAGCAAGAGGUCUAAUUGGGCCAGUCGGUGAAGAUGGUGCUUCAGGAGAAUCUGGGAGGCAUGGGUUAAAGGGAGGCCAAGGGCCGACAGGCAUCCUUGGCCAACCGGGUGAUGACGGCCUGAAAGGUCCCAUGGGCGUUCGCGGACCACAGGGCAAGCGAGGUGAUCCAGGAGUUAAAGGAAGCAUGGGUGACUUUGGGCCAAAAGGUCUAGAGGGACCGAUUGGCCCAAAGGGUGGCAUAGGUUUCCAAGGCCACCGGGGAGAGGUUGGAUCUAGAGGUAGCGUUGGGUCCCAGGGUCCAAUGGUGAGAAAAUUCUUUAUAAGAUAA
Protopolystoma xenopodis is the source of this 438-nucleotide messenger RNA. NCBI's taxonomy places the organism in Eukaryota, Metazoa, Platyhelminthes, Monogenea, Polystomatidea, Polystomatidae. The record is from the annotation of a GenBank genome assembly.